CAUUCAUUCCCUGCUCUUCUCCUCUCUUCUAUAUACAUUACCACAUAUCUCAACCCCCUCUCAUUCUUCAUUCCUUUCUUCCAUCGCCCCACCCUACCUCUCCUUGUCUCUUCCUCCUUUUGCUUACCACUCUCGUGCAUAUUUUUAUGCUCUUGUAUUAUUCCUCUGUGCUUUUGGUAUAAGCGAACCUUCCAGAGAAGAAGAGAAAUAAUAAUAGCUUUGAGCUUGCGUCCUGUUUGUGUUACCACUCAGGAGGGAAAACUCUGAGCUUCUCCGGAUAAAUAGUGUGGCCAUUCCCAUUUUUGGCUUCCCAGUAAAUUAAUAAUGGUGGGUAUCUUCUCCUUGGUAACGGGGAGGCCUGGUCCCAGUGGGUUUGGAUCUGCUUCCACUGCUGAACAGGUUACUGAAGGAAUCGAUGCCGCCAAUCUCACUGCCAUUGUCACAGGAGGAGCAAGUGGUAUAGGUUUGGAGGCGGCGAGAGUCUUGGCUCUUCGAAAGGCCCACGUCAUCAUUGCUGCGAGGAACAUGGAGGCUGCGAAGGAAGCUAAACAGCUUAUUCUGCAAGAGAAUGAGUCAGCUCGGGUGGAUAUUCUCAAGCUUGAUCUCUGCUCAAUCAAGUCUGUCAGAUCAUUUGUUGACAAUUUCAUCGCUCUUGAUCUUCCUCUCAACGUCUUAAUAAACAACGCUGGUGUCAUGUUCUGCCCCUUCCAAGUCUCUGAGGAUGGGAUCGAGAUGCAGUUUGCUACUAAUCAUCUUGGUCAUUUCCUAUUGACAAACCUCCUUCUUGACAAAAUGAAGCAAACUGCAAAAGCAAGUGGAGUCGAGGGCAGGAUUAUCAAUUUGUCAUCGAUUGCCCAUACCUACACUUAUGAAGAGGGUAUUCGCUUUGAUAAGAUCAAUGAUCAAAUUGGGUACUCUGACAAAAAAGCAUAUGGGCAGUCCAAGUUGGCCAAUAUAUUGCACGCAAAUGAGCUUUCUCGUCGCCUGCAGGAAGAGGGUGUGAACAUUACGGCCAACUCAGUCCACCCCGGAGUUAUAAUGACUCCUCUUAUGAGACAUUCUUCCUUCCUUAUGCAUUUUCUCAAGUUAUUUACCUUUUUCAUAUGGAAGAAUGUCCCACAGGGAGCAGCCACUACAUGUUACGUUGCCCUGCACCCAAAAGUGAAAGGUGUGAGUGGGAAAUACUUUCUGGAUUGCAAUGAGUUUCAACCAAGUGCUUUCGCCACAGACAAAGUGUUAGGGAGGAAACUGUGGGAUUUUAGCAACAAGCUGAUCAAGUCUGUUUCAGAAGAUUGAGUGCAGCUGCUCUUCGCCACCCAAGCUUCUUCCCUAUAAGUUCAUUCAUAAGUUAGCAGUUUAUGGUUAUCAAUUCUGGCACUGGGUAUUUUUACGAACACUUUUUAUGCAUAUUUUGUCUUUUGACUCUGCGCGUAAUAUGAGCCACAAAUUUGACAUCACAA
Molecule: messenger RNA, 1460 nt
Organism: Neltuma alba
Lineage: Eukaryota; Viridiplantae; Streptophyta; Magnoliopsida; Fabales; Fabaceae
Product: short-chain dehydrogenase TIC 32, chloroplastic
Exons: 8
Coding region: 325-1296 (323 amino acids)
Source: RefSeq, a predicted model, not a curated record